Molecule: messenger RNA, 4417 nt
Organism: Jaculus jaculus (lesser Egyptian jerboa)
Lineage: Eukaryota; Metazoa; Chordata; Mammalia; Rodentia; Dipodidae
Gene: Setdb1
Product: SET domain bifurcated histone lysine methyltransferase 1
Exons: 22
Coding region: 198-4082 (1294 amino acids)
Biological process (GO): negative regulation of gene expression; heterochromatin organization
Cellular component (GO): nucleus
Molecular function (GO): DNA binding; histone H3K9 methyltransferase activity; protein binding
Source: RefSeq, a predicted model, not a curated record
UUUUUCCCCCCCUCUCUCUCCCUCACGCUUCUUCCCCUCCCCCCCCCAGCUCCCUUUUUCCCCUUCAGUUUUCUGCCUUUCGCUUCAAAGCCGAAAGCCACCCCGCGGAGUCGUGAGUUCUGGCUCUGCUUGGGGCCCCCGAGCCGGUGCAUCUGGAAGCAGGAGGGUGUUGGGGGAACCCUCGUAGAGGAGAAAGCAUGUCGUCCCUACCUGGAUGCAUUAGUUUGGAUGCAACAGCUGCAGUGGGCUCUGAAGAGAUUGCAGAAUUGCAACAGGCAGUGGUUGAAGAGCUGGGUAUUUCUAUGGAGGAACUUCGGCAGUUCAUUGAUGAAGAGCUGGAAAAGAUGGACUGUAUCCAGCAACGCAAGAAGCAGCUAGCAGAGUUGGAGUCAUGGGUAAUACAGAAAGAGUCUGAGGUGGCUCAUGUCGACCAGCUCUUUGAUGAUGCAUCCAGGGCAGUGACUAACUGUGAGUCUUUGGUGAAGGACUUCUAUUCCAAGCUGGGACUGCAAUACCAUGACAGCAGCUCGGAAGAUGAAGCUUCCCGGCCUACAGAAAUCAUUGAGAUUCCUGACGAAGAUGAUGACGUCCUCAGUAUUGAUUCAGGUGAUGCUGGGAGCAGAACUCCAAAAGACCAGAAGCUCCGGGAAGCUAUGGCUGCCUUAAGAAAAUCAGCUCAAGAUGUGCAGAAGUUUAUGGACGCUGUCAACAAGAAGAGCAGUUCUCAGGAUAUGCAUAAAGGAACCUUGGGUGCAAUGUCUGGAGAACUGUGCAAGGACGGUGACCUGAUAGUGAGCAUGCGGAUUCUGGGCAAGAAGAGGACUAAGACAUGGCACAAGGGCACCCUUAUUGCUAUCCAGACAGUCGGUAUGUUGAAGAAAGAGGAAGGACUAGCAGAAGGUCUAGGAAAAAAAUACAAAGUGAAAUUUGACAACAAAGGCAAGAGUCUGCUGUCGGGGAAUCAUAUUGCCUAUGAUUACCACCCUCCUGCUGACAAGCUGUUUGUGGGCAGUCGAGUGGUGGCCAAAUACAAAGAUGGGAACCAGGUCUGGCUUUACGCUGGCAUUGUUGCUGAGACACCAAACAUCAAAAACAAGCUCAGGUUCCUGAUUUUCUUUGAUGAUGGAUAUGCUUCCUAUGUCACACAGUCAGAACUGUAUCCCGUUUGCCGCCCACUGAAAAAGACUUGGGAAGACAUAGAAGACGUCUCCUGCCGAGACUUCAUAGAGGAAUAUAUCACUGCUUACCCUAACCGCCCCAUGGUGCUGCUCAAGAGCGGCCAGCUGAUCAAGACUGAGUGGGAAGGCACCUGGUGGAAGUCCCGAGUUGAGGAGGUGGAUGGAAGCCUAGUCAAGAUCCUCUUCCUGGAUGACAAAAGAUGUGAGUGGAUCUACCGAGGCUCUACUCGGCUGGAACCCAUGUUCAGUAUGAAGACGUCCUCGGCCUCGACACUGGAGAAGAAGCAAGGAGGGCAGCUCAGGACCCGUCCAAAUAUGGGUGCUGUGAGGAGUAAAGGCCCUGUUGUCCAGUACACACAGGAUCUGACUAGUACCGGAACCCAGUUCAAGCCACUGGAGCCUCCACAGCCUUUAGCUUCAUCUGCCCCACCUCUGUCCCCUCAGGCAGGUGACAAUGACUUGGAAAGCCAGCUUGCUCAGUCACGGAAGCAGGUAGCCAAAAAGAGUACGUCAUUCCGGCCAGGAUCUGUGGGCUCAGGUCAUUCCUCUCCUACAUCUCCCACACUUGGUGAAAAUGCUCCUGGAGGGAAACCUGGGAUCAUCCAGACAUACAGAUCACCUUUGCCCACAACAACCAAUGCCCCAGCACCUGCAGCCCCUCCAGGCCCUCCAGCCCCUCCAGCCCCUCCGACCUUCCAUGGCAUGCUUGAGCGGGCCCCAGCUGAGCCCUCCUACCGCGCCCCCAUGGAGAAGCUUUUCUACCUACCUCAUGUCUGCAGCUUCACUUGUUUGUCUCGGGUCAGACCUAUGAGGAAUGAACAGUACCGAGGCAAGAACCCUCUGUUAGUCCCACUGCUGUAUGACUUCCGGAGAAUGACAGCCCGGCGCCGUGUUAACCGCAAGAUGGGUUUUCAUGUUAUAUAUAAGACUCCUUGUGGCCUCUGUCUUCGGACAAUGCAGGAGAUUGAACGCUACCUGUUUGAGACUGGUUGUGACUUCCUGUUUCUAGAGAUGUUUUGCUUGGAUCCAUAUGUUCUUGUAGACCGAAAGUUUCAGCCCUAUAAGCCUUUUUAUUAUAUUUUGGACAUCACCUAUGGCAAGGAAGAUGUUCCUCUGUCCUGUGUUAAUGAGAUUGAUACAACUCCUCCACCUCAGGUGGCCUACAGCAAGGAACGUAUCCCGGGCAAGGGCGUUUUCAUUAACACAGGCCCUGAAUUUCUUGUUGGCUGUGACUGCAAGGAUGGGUGUCGGGACAAGUCCAAGUGUGCCUGCCAUCAGCUAACCAUCCAGGCUACAGCCUGUACUCCCGGGGGCCAGGUCAACCCUAACUCUGGCUACCAGUACAAGAGGCUAGAAGAGUGUCUACCCACAGGGGUUUAUGAGUGUAACAAACGCUGCAAAUGUGACCCAAACAUGUGCACAAAUCGGUUGGUCCAGCAUGGACUGCAGGUUCGGCUACAGCUAUUUAAGACACAGAACAAAGGCUGGGGCAUUCGCUGCCUAGAUGACAUCGCCAAAGGCUCCUUCGUCUGCAUUUAUGCAGGCAAAAUCCUGACUGAUGACUUUGCAGACAAGGAAGGCCUGGAAAUGGGUGAUGAGUACUUUGCAAAUCUGGACCAUAUUGAGAGCGUGGAGAACUUCAAGGAAGGGUAUGAGAGUGAUGUCCCUAGUUCCUCUGACAGCAGUGGGGUAGACUUGAAGGACCAGGAAGAUGGCAACAGUGGCACAGAGGACCCUGAAGAGUCCAAUGACGACAGCUCGGACGACAACUUCUGCAAGGACGAGGACUUCAGCACCAGCUCAGUGUGGCGCAGCUACGCCACCCGAAGGCAGACCCGGGGCCAGAAGGAAAAUGGACUGUCUGAGAUGGCUUCCAAGGACCCCCGCCCCCCAGACCUGGGGCCCCCACAUACUCCUAUGCUUCCUGCAAUCCCUGUAGGAGGCUGCAAUCCCCCUUCCUCUGAAGAGACACCCAAGAACAAAGUGGCCUCCUGGCUGAGCUGCAAUAGUGUCAGCGAAGGUGGCUUUGCUGACUCUGACAGCCGCUCAUCCUUCAAGACCAGUGAAGGUGGGGGAGGUCGGGGGGAAGCAGAGAAGGCCUCUACCUCAGGGUUGAGCAUUAAGGAUGAAGGGGAUAUCAAGCACUUGAAGAAAGAGGACCCUGAUGACCGAAACAAGAUGUCAAUAGGUAUUGAAAGCUCUCGGAAUUACGGCUACAACCCCUCUCCGGUGAAACCUGAAGGGCUUCGGCGCCCACCUAGUAAGACUAGCAUGCAUCAGAGCCGGCGGCUCAUGGCCUCUCUGCAGUCCAACCUCGAUGACGUGCUGACACUGUCCAGCAGCACAGAAAGUGAGGGGGAAAGUGGAGCCAGCAGAAAGCCCACUGCUGGUCAAACUUCAGCCACAGCAGUUGACAGCGAUGACAUCCAGACCAUCUCCUCUGGCUCUGAAGGCGAUGACUUUGAGGACAAGAAGAACAUGUCUGGUCCAAUGAAACGCCAAGUGGCAGUAAAAUCAACUCGAGGCUUUGCUCUUAAAUCAACCCAUGGGAUUGCUAUUAAAUCAACCAACAUGGCUUCUGUGGACAAGGGGGAGAGUGCACCUAUUCGUAAGAACACACGCCAGUUCUAUGACGGUGAAGAGUCCUGCUACAUCAUUGAUGCCAAGCUUGAAGGCAACCUAGGCCGCUACCUCAAUCACAGUUGCAGCCCCAACCUGUUUGUCCAGAAUGUCUUCGUGGAUACCCAUGAUCUUCGCUUCCCCUGGGUGGCCUUCUUUGCCAGCAAGAGAAUCCGGGCUGGAACAGAACUUACUUGGGACUACAACUAUGAGGUGGGCAGUGUGGAAGGCAAGGAGCUGCUGUGCUGCUGUGGGGCCAUUGAAUGCAGAGGGCGUCUUCUUUAGAAGAGAGCCUGCCUCACCUUCAUAACCCUCCAAGGCUCCUCUCCUCAGGAACUCAUUGGUGAACUCUGACCCCCAGCCUCUGGUCUAGCUACACCCCAGCUCCUAGUAAGACAGCAGUGGGGGUUCUGGAUCAGGAGAGCUCUUCCAAAGUGGUGCUAGCAGGAGAGUCCCUUCUUGACUUUCCCAGACCCUGGAGUGGGGAAGACUACCACUCGAACCCAGACCUGAGGCCCUCUCAUCCGUACUUGUCACGUGUUCAUGAUUCAAGUAGACGGUAUUCCUGCAACACGGUUUCUUGAAAGACUUUUAAUAAAGAGAUAAAUAUUGUGAAUUAA